Arabidopsis lyrata subsp. lyrata is the source of this 982-nucleotide messenger RNA. RefSeq names its product aspartyl protease AED1. Gene Ontology annotation, biological process: proteolysis. Bases 57 to 938 code for a protein of 293 amino acids. The record is from RefSeq and is a predicted model, not a curated record. The transcript has 2 exons. NCBI's taxonomy places the organism in Eukaryota, Viridiplantae, Streptophyta, Magnoliopsida, Brassicales, Brassicaceae. Gene Ontology annotation, molecular function: aspartic-type endopeptidase activity.
UUUCAUGUAUGUAACACAUUUAUUGUUGUGAGAGAUAGAGAGAGAGAGGGGUAACAAUGAGCAUAAUGAGGAAUUUCUUGAAUAUGAUAAUUCUUCUUUGUGUAUGUCUUAAUUGGUGUUUUACUGAAGGAGCUGAGAAAAGAGAGAGUGGAAAGGUACUUGACUCUUACACCAUUCAAGUCAGCUCUCUUUUUCCUUCAUCAUCAUCUUGUGUCCCUUCUUCAAAAGUAUCUAAUACCAAGUCAUCGCUGCGCGUGGUGCACAUGCAUGGUGCGUGCUCCCAUCUUAGCAGCAACAAAGAUGCGAGACUCGACCAUGACGAAAUCCUCAGACGUGAUGAAGCACGCGUGGAGUCCAUCCACUCGAAACUGUCAAAGAAUAUUGCAGAUGAAGUCAGCAAAGCCAAAUCAACGAAGCUACCAGCCAAAAAUGGAAUCAUACUCGGUUCACCAAACUACAUCGUAACAAUCGGAAUUGGGACACCGAAGCACGAUAUAUCGCUUAUGUUCGACACUGGAAGCGAUUUGACAUGGACUCAAUGCGAGCCAUGUCUUGGAAGUUGCUAUUCACAAAAGGAACCAAAAUUUAACCCUUCUUCAUCUUCUUCUUACCACAACGUCUCGUGCUCAUCUCCAAUGUGUGGAAACCCCGAAAGUUGUUCGGCUUCCAAUUGCCUAUACGGAAUCGGUUACGGUGAUGGAUCGGUUACCGUCGGAUUCCUAGCCAAGGAGAAGUUUACCUUAACAAACUCUGAUGUCUUGGACGAUAUUUACUUUGGUUGCGGUGAAAAUAACAAAGGAGUUUUCAUCGGUUCUGCUGGCAUUCUUGGCCUUGGCCCUGGCAAAUUCUCAUUUCCGUUACAAACAACGACGACCUACAACAAUAUCUUCUCCUACUGCUGUGGAUGUCGGAUUCACACACUCAAGUAUUUUUGUUAAGUGGGAAAGUUUAUUCUUGAGGGACAAAAAUGAAUAUAUAAAAA